GGCUAGGACCGCGGGCGCUCAAGGCAGACAUCAGGCCCGCCGACGUCUCCGCGCCGCCCGCCCGGCCACCCGGAGAGCCCGCUGCCCAGCGCCUGGCAGCGCGGACAACCUCUCUCGGGGAAGUGAUGACGGUCCCUCGCGCCGGAGGGCCCAGGGAGGAAAGAGAUAAGCAGAAAGACACCAGGGAAGAGCACCACGCUUCGGACCAACCCCAGCCACAGCCACUGAGAAGUCACCGCACCCGGCGGCGCCGACACACGUUUCCAGGGCUCUUGAGAGACCAUACCCUGGGAGUCUCGCGGGAUCUCACUUUUCUCGGCGGCGCAGGGAAUGAGACAGAUCGCGGGAAUUCCACCCGCGCCGGGAGAUGGUCUGGUGACUUCGCGGCUCCUCCCACGUCUCGCUGGGCAGCCCGCCUUGCGCAUGCGCAGGCGGCGGUGGCAAGGCUACGGUUCGCGCGAGCGGCCGGCGCUAUGGGGCUGAGCCGCGUGCGGGCGGUUUUCUUUGACUUGGACAACACUCUCAUCGACACGGCAGGGGCGAGCAGGAGAGGCAUGUUGGAGGUGAUAAAACUCUUACAAUCAAAAUACCAUUAUAAAGAAGAGGCUGAAAUCAUCUGUGAUAAAGUUCAAGUUAAACUCAGCAAGGAAUGUUUUCAUCCUUACAAUACAUGCAUUACUGAUUUAAGGACUUCACACUGGGAAGAAGCAAUCCAGGAAACAAAAGGUGGUGCAGCCAAUAGAAAAUUGGCUGAAGAAUGUUAUUUCCUUUGGAAAUCUACACGUUUACAGCAUAUGACACUAGCAGAAGACGUCAAAGCCAUGCUUACUGAACUUCGAAAGGAGGUCCGCCUACUUCUAUUAACGAAUGGGGACAGACAGACGCAGAGGGAAAAGAUUGAGGCUUGUGCCUGUCAGUCCUAUUUUGACGCUGUUGUUGUAGGUGGAGAGCAGAGAGAGGAGAAACCAGCACCGUCCAUAUUUUAUUACUGCUGCAAUCUUCUCGGAGUACAACCUGGGGACUGUGUGAUGGUCGGUGACACAUUAGAAACCGACAUCCAAGGAGGCCUCAAUGCAGGAUUGAAAGCAACAGUCUGGAUCAAUAAAAAUGGAAUAGUGCCACUGAAGUCCUCCCCAGUUCCGCAUUACAUGGUUUCUUCUGUGCUAGAGUUACCUGCUCUCUUACAAAGUAUAGACUGCAAAGUCAGUAUGUCCACUUAAAGCACAUGAAAGGGCAUGAUUAUGAAUGUUAGAGUCAAUUUGCUGAGUAUGAAAUAAGAAAAGUUAGGGCACUCCACUUACGAUAAUCCAGCUCUAAGAAUAAUUUUACUUAUGAUUUAAUGGUCAAUAUUUUGAAGGUCUUCCCAACCCUAUUGCUUCUAAGUUGUAACAACCAACCAUUGAGUGGUACUUAUAUCUGAAAAUUCAGAUUGCAUGAAUUCAGGUCAGUAGUAUAGCCCAGAAAAUUUGAGGAAAUAUAUUAUUUGUUAGUCUGUAUCUGGAGCUUUUUAAAAUUAUGUUAUUAAUCUUUUAGUAUCUUGGCUGCAUAAUGCCAAGCAGGAUUGCUUUACACAUGGAUGCACAAAUGUAAGGUUUAUCUUCUGGCUUAAAAAUAGAUAUUUUUAAAAAAUAGAUUUUCUAAAACACAGAUUUAUCAAAGCAAGUGAAUCUGGUUAAUACGAAAUAAGUGCUAAGUCACAUGCAAAUCAAGGUAUUAUAUAGUGAAAUUAUUUUGCAUAUUUUGAAAACAUAAACCAUAGUUUUUGCCUACUUUGGAUGUAUACUUUCUUUUAUGAACCUGAUUUUUCUGUGUGACAUUUUUUUUUUUUUCAGAGGGCAGGGAGCAAUUUUUCUAUGGCAUGUGACAGAUUCCUCCAGUUAGAAAAAGCUGUUAAAAUCAACACGUGGUGCUCCUUUACCAUGACAUUUUCUCACCUGUGCACAGUGAGCCGGUAGCUUCCUUUUAGUCUUCACCUCUCAAGGAAAUGUUUUUACUGUCUUUUCCCAGACACACAGUGGGGUUGAGGGAGCUAGGCUGUUUUGCUAGAGAUAAUUGCAAGGCAUGUGGCACUAAAAGUCAUUUUUCUUCUGUGGAUCCAUAAGAGGAACAUUUCCUCAGUGUAGCCUAACCAUGCAGCCCCCAAUCUGUUCCUUUUUUUUUUGAAAUGGGAUCUUUGUCGCCCAGGUUGGAGUGCCGUGGCACCAUCUCGGCUCACUGCAACCUCUGCCUCCUGAGCUCAAGUGAUCCUCCCAACUCAGCCUCCCAAGGGUGUGUGUGACUACAAGCACACACUACCACGCCCGGCUAAUGUGUUUUUUUGUAGAGAUGGGAUUUUGCCAUGUUGCCCAGGCUGGUCUCGAAUUCCUGGACUCAAGUGAUCCUCCCACCUCAGCCUCCUAAAGUCCUAGGAUUAUAGGCAUGAGCCACCGUGCCUGGCCCCCUCAUAUGAUAGAAAAUUAGAUUUUGCUAUGAGCCAUUUCCCGAGGGCCAAUUUAAUACUCAUGUGACUCUUCUUAGAGUUACCAUCUGCCUUCAAUUUCCUCUGUUUUUCACAUUCUUGGAAAUAUAUCAUUGUUUUGCAAAUUUCUAUAUCUAAUUCAGGGUUUACCAGGAGCUUAAUAAUUAAUGGCUACAUAGCAAGGCAUCGUCUUGGAACCGGAGGAUUUUCUCUAGACUAUUAGGCUAGACAGUCUCAUGAUUAUACUAACCAAACCUGGAGUAAAGUGGUUGAAAAAAAAGAAAGUAUAAAGGGGCUUAUUAAAGUGGUUAAUAAAUAUGAUUUAGGUUGGUUUUUGAUAUGUUUUUCUUCCAACUGUUAUAUAAGAAACUACUAAUGUAAAAUAGUAGGCUAUAUGUUGGGAUGUGUAUAGCUAUGUCUUCAAGACUAAUACUCAGAGAAUCAAAUUGUAGAUUGUACCUAUCUGUGAGCCUAUUUCUUUAGCCAGUUUUCUGUCUACUGCCAAGAAACAGGAUUCUCUGCCUCAUGCAAAUGCCCUUUCAUGUUUACUUUUCGCUCUAGAUUUUUAAAAAUGUGAUUGUGCCCUUCACUGUCCCAAAGUGCUGUUGCUAUAACAGUGAACAUUUGUGAACAGAGGAUGUUUGUAGUUUCAAAUGCAGUACCCAUAUGACCUUGAUCAUAUUUUAGCUGUUUAAAAAUUAAGUUGGAGGAUUUUGGCAGAAGUAGUCAUGUGCAUGAUUGCUCUGAUAGAUUGGUUGGCGUGUGCUGCAGGGGGCUUGUCCUUUUAACUCUCCCACAGGAUGGAUGUAGGCAGUGUCACAUUCAUUAUGCUGAGAGUGAAGGUUCAUCACUCCUGUAUCAUGGUAGCAAAUCUCAACAGGAUAGCUUCUAGGAUGUUAAGUGAGCAGUUCUCCAGCAGAAAUGAUGUAGAAGGAAAAAAUUGAAUAAUUAAAUUUCCUUGUCUUCACGGUUUGUAUUCUACAGAGUACAGUAAUGUAUUACAUUCCAUUUGCACCCUUCCUUAGGGAAGAACUUUGUGGUUAUCUACCUUCUGAGUGGAAUGUUACAGAAAAUAUUUUAAAAUAUUGGAAUAAACCUAUGAUUUUAUUAA
Molecule: messenger RNA, 3569 nt
Organism: Gorilla gorilla gorilla (western lowland gorilla)
Lineage: Eukaryota; Metazoa; Chordata; Mammalia; Primates; Hominidae
Gene: NANP
Product: N-acetylneuraminic acid phosphatase
Exons: 2
Coding region: 126-1220 (364 amino acids)
Biological process (GO): dephosphorylation; N-acetylneuraminate biosynthetic process
Molecular function (GO): N-acylneuraminate-9-phosphatase activity
Source: RefSeq, a predicted model, not a curated record